GGGGCCCCUGUGGAAGAUAAAGGCCAACAUCCCAAGACAGCCGGGAAGCCACUAUUAAUUGGAACGUCCGGGGAAUAACUUGCUGGCCCUUUCCUUGCUGAAUCUAACAGAAUGUAGAGGCUAUUCCUUAGAACUCAAGGCUCGACCACCCCAGCACCCAUACCCAGCUAUUCUGGAAGAUGUAGGUGUCCUACCUACGUUGCCCCACCAUGUCCCAAGUCCUUGAAACCCAGAGAAAAGUCACUGGCUCUGCACUCUUCGCAGUGGUUCUCAGGGCUGGAGCUAGACCCAGGGUGGGAUCAGGAUACAGCUUUCUGGGCUUAGAGUUAAAGCCUGUGCCUGCUUCCCUUAUGUAGUGUGCACCACACCAGCAGCGAGGGGCUCCGUCUGGUAGAGGAGCAUAACCCCUCAGCUUCGGAAGAGUGGCAGACCCUACCCUAGCCAUCCCCCAAGGGGAGUUGUUCUGGAUGGCGCGGGGGCGGCGGGCAGGCUAACUCUAGUAGCUCUAGUCUAGGAACAUAGGGGCUGGGCUAGUGGGGAAGCCCCGGGCUACACGACCGACCUGAGUAGCACUCGCAGGGCCCAGGCGGUACAGACCGCAAUGGAGCCACGGCUGCUGCGGGGCUGCGUGGUGGAGCCUCUGUUCCUACCACUGCUGCUGCUGCUGCUGCUACUGCUGCUUGGUGGCCAGAGCCAGGGCGGCACGUCUGGCAGGUGUGACUGUGCCAGUGAGUCCCAGAAGAGGUAUGGCCCGUUUUGUUGCAGGGGCUGCCCAAAGGGACACUACAUGAAGGCCCCCUGCAUAGAACCCUGUGGCGAUUCCACCUGCCUUCCUUGUCCCUUGGGCACCUUCUUGACCAGAGACAACCACUUUAAGACUGACUGUACCCGCUGCCAAGUCUGUGAUGAAGAGGCCCUUCAAGUGACCCUUGAGAACUGCUCGGCAGAGUCGGACACCCACUGUGGCUGCCAGUCAGGCUGGUGUGUUGACUGUUCCACCGAGCCAUGUGGGAAAAGCUCACCUUUCUCUUGUGUCCCAUGCCCGGCUACGCCGCCGCCGCCAGUCUAUGAGGCUCCAACCCCCUGGCCCUGCCCGCCUGGCUUCUAUAUGCGUGGCAAUGAUUGCACGUCCUGCCCCACGGGCUUCAGCAGCGUUUGCCCUAAGGCUUGCACUGCUGUCUGUGGCUGGAAGCAGAUGUUUUGGGUCCAGGUACUUCUAGGAGCCGCGUUCCUUUUGGGGGCUAUCCUGAUCUGUGCAUAUUGUCGAUGGCAGCCUUGUAAGCCCGUGGUCACUGCAGACAUGGCUGCGACGGAGACCCUGGCCUCACCACAGACUAUCCGUCUCUCAGCCUCAGACAGCGCCCACACCCUCCUGGCACCCCCAAGCAGUACUGGGAAAAUCUGUACCUCCGUCCAGUUGGUAGGCAACAACUGGACCCCUGGCUUAUCCCAGACUCAGGAGGUGGUCUGCGGACAAGCCUCACGACCCUGGGAUCAGCUGCCAAACAGAACUCUUGGACCUCCCUUGGCAUCUCCGCUCUCGCCAGCGCCCCCUGCGGGCUCUCCGGCUUCUGUGCUCCAGCCUGGCCCGCAGCUCUACGACGUGAUGGAUGCGGUCCCAGCACGAAGGUGGAAGGAGUUCGUGCGCACGCUGGGGCUGCGGGAAGCGGAAAUUGAAGCUGUGGAGGUGGAAAUCUGCCGCUUCCGAGACCAGCAGUAUGAGAUGCUCAAGCGCUGGCGUCAGCAGCAGCCUGCAGGCCUGGGUGCCAUUUAUGCGGCCCUGGAGCGCAUGGGUCUGGAAGGCUGUGCUGAGGACCUGCGCAGCCGCCUGCAACGCGGCCCGUGAUGUGAGGUCCAUCAGCCACGUUGACACUCUAGUGACCUUUGAAGGAGCCUUAAGUAUUGUUACUUACGCGUGUAGACAUUUUAUGUCACUUACUAACCCCCUGCCGUGGUCCUGCGUAGCCGGGCUGGUUGCCUCACCUUUGCUUAUCUGCAGCACGGAGCUCCAGCGAAGGGAAGCUUCAUGGAGAAAUACCAGAAGGGGCCAAGUGACUGGUUGCUCAGCUGUUAAUUAGCCCGAGUUUGGACUUGGUAUUAAAUUUCGUAAGAAAAGCAGCUGCUUG
Mus pahari (shrew mouse) is the source of this 2126-nucleotide messenger RNA. It is a transcript of the gene Tnfrsf25, whose product is annotated as TNF receptor superfamily member 25. Gene Ontology annotation, cellular component: plasma membrane. Gene Ontology annotation, biological process: signal transduction. Gene Ontology annotation, molecular function: protein binding. The coding region runs from base 602 to 1846 and encodes 414 amino acids. Lineage: Eukaryota; Metazoa; Chordata; Mammalia; Rodentia; Muridae. The transcript is spliced from 10 exons. The record is from RefSeq and is a predicted model, not a curated record.